UACAGUAAUAGUACAUUUUGCCUUUGUGAAAUUAUUUUUGAUGUGAUAUGAAAGUAAAGGGCUUUAUGUUUCUAGAACCGUAUCGCAAAAGAGAAUCGAUUUACGUUUAGCUGAAGUAUUUGGCUGUCAGAGCAAGUCUAUCUUUGGAAGAAAAAAAACACAAGGUCCUUAAGGAGUAAUGUUAACGGUCGGCUCCUUAAGAGUACAUCUUGGGCUACUUUAGCUUAGCUAGCUAGUGGAUCCAACUUGCCCACGAAGUGUAUGGAUCAGCUAUGCACGCUCUCCUUUCAGUUUGGCAAAGUGAAUAUUAUGUAUUAGAAGUGUGUCAAAUACGACAUUAUUAAAUAUAUAUCACCCCUACAUGAGUUGAUGGACCAUUUUCUUCAAUCAUUGUUGCCAUUCCACCCUUUCUUGAUCGUAUUUUUCUUGAGGAAUUAUUUCACUGUUGUACAGCCGGAUAUUCGUUAGGGAAUACGAUGCAUUGUGGGUAUUGUAGUAUGCAAUGUAGGUAGGUAAAGCCAGAGGUUUGGUAAAACUUUGCACCUAUUUGGUUUUGGAGCAUUUAAUGGAUCAUUCAGUUAGAUCCUAUUAAAUGACAAAGUAUUGUCAUGCUUAAUUCUAUAAUAAAAUUGGUCAAAUGUGUGACAUGAUUUAUUGACUGUGCAACCACUUGUGUGAGAUUCCGCAAAGCUGAUUUCAGUGUCGUGCUGUCUUUGCCAGACGCUUCCGUGGUUACCACAGUAACGGAGCUCCAGCUGUUCGUGUGUACACUUGUUGAUACAAUAGCGAGUGAGCUUGCACAUAAACAAUAUACGUUACUUGUUAUAUCUCUGACAUAUGCUCAGUUGUUACAUUUUACAUGACCUUUUAUAGCUCUACAUAAAUUGGGUAAAUUUGCGGAAGUAAUACAAAUGCGGCCAACAAAGUAUUUCACCCCAACAGAGGUGUCCCUUCAUAACACCCUUGGCGACCUGUGGGUGUCAUACCUGGGCAAGGUGUACGACUUGACACCAUUGGUGAAUGAAUUUAAAGGGGAUGUACUUCUGAAGCCUAUCAUUGAGUGUGCAGGAAAGGACAUCAGUCACUGGUUUGACCCAAAGACAAAAGAUAUUCUGACCCACAUUGACCCACUAUCUGGGUGUGUGAAAUACUACACCCCUAGGGGGCGCUUUGUGCACGUGCCCCCUCCCUGCCCUCGUACUGACUGGACCAAUGACUUUGGGCGACCCUGGUGGAGAGAUACGCAAUAUGAGGUGGGACUACUUUCUGUCAAGACCAGGUGGAUCCGCAUCAUCAACACCCUCACAUCCCAGGAGCAGGGUCUGGAGGUGUGUUCCGAGGAGACCUUGAAUGAGAUUCUCCAGCGGUACCUCCGCUACAACUCUCACGCCGCCAGCUACACUUGGAAGCACGACUGUGUCAACCUGGACAUGAGUAAAACGCUGGAGGAGAACGGCAUCCCCGACGAGGACGAGGACUUCUACAACACACGCAUGGACCGCGACCUCUUCUCCCAGUCCAUCUGCCUGUACUUCAACGACGACCUCACUGAACUUUGACCCCAUAUGUAAGGAUGUUAGAAAAUGGUGGUGAGCAAUAUGAGCAGACAAUCUAUUAAAAUGUUCACUCACAAAA
Oncorhynchus tshawytscha (Chinook salmon) is the source of this 1635-nucleotide messenger RNA. Its product is annotated as cytochrome b5 domain-containing protein 1. The transcript is spliced from 4 exons. Bases 912 to 1559 code for a protein of 215 amino acids. The record is from RefSeq and is a predicted model, not a curated record. NCBI's taxonomy places the organism in Eukaryota, Metazoa, Chordata, Actinopteri, Salmoniformes, Salmonidae.